Molecule: messenger RNA, 1211 nt
Organism: Amborella trichopoda
Lineage: Eukaryota; Viridiplantae; Streptophyta; Magnoliopsida; Amborellales; Amborellaceae
Product: Ankyrin repeat family protein
Molecular function (GO): protein binding
Source: RefSeq, a predicted model, not a curated record
UAUGUGGCAAACUUAAUGAUCAUCGUUUGAGAUCCCAAAAUUUACGCUCUGCCUUUGCGCGAUUGGCAAGAUAAGUGAUGGCACACGAUCCCGCAGGAGCACAUCUUCUGCUCUAUAUGAAAAGAUUGUGUAUGUUUCCAUCGCAGUGCAUGGUGCGUAGCGGGAAAAGCAAUGGCAAUGGAGAUGGAAGUGGACGAUGCACCAAACUUAGGGUUAGGGUUUUCUGAAGAAGAGCUCUUCAAAGCAGCUGAGAAUGGGAAUUCUGCAAUUUUUGCAGAGAUUCCUUUUGAGGAAAUGGGAAAGUUUCUCUCUCUAAGAAACGACGAUGACCGAUCUCUUCUUCAUGUUGCUGUUGCUUCAGGCCAAAAAGAGGUUGUCAAUACACUAAUAGUACAUGAUUCAUCUUUGAACAUUAUAAAUAGUACUGAUGAGGAAGGCUGGGCACCACUUCAUUCUGCUGCGAGUAGCGGCCAUGUCGAUAUUGUCGAGACUUUACUGAACAAAGGGGCCAAUGUUAAUUUGGCUAACAAUGGGGGGCGCACAGCUCUUCAUUAUGCUGCCAGCAAGGGGCGGUUGAAACUUGCUGAAAUCUUAAUCAAUCAUGGUGCUAACGUCAAUCAAAAGGACAAGAUCGGUUGUACGCCAUUGCACAGGGCAGCAAGUACAGGGAACUCAGAAUUAUGUGAGCUACUGAUAGAGGAGGGAGCAGAUGUUGAUGCUGUUGAUAAAGCAGGUCAAACACCUCUAAUGACUGCAGUGAUUUGUGAGAACAAACAGGUCACUCUUCUUCUGGUACGGCAUGGAGCGGAUGUUGACGUGGAAGAUAAGGACGGGUAUACAGCACUUGGUAGAGCUUCUAAUGAGUUUCGGCCAGUCAUCAUCGAUGCUGCCAAGGCUAUGCUUGAAGGGUAAUGCUGAAAAGAUGUAAAGAAUGACACAGCAUUAAUUCUUAUUUCAAGUAAGUUUAUUGAUUCAUGUAAUGUGAAAUUCUGACAAAAACCGUUUAGCACCGAUAGCUUGCGAUAUAGUUUUUGUGCUUGGGUUGUUGCUGUAGUCAAAGGUGGUGUCUUUAGUGCGAGAUUUUAGACUUUACUUGUGAGUAAACUGCAGGAUAUUUGGGACAAAAUGUCUUUGUCCACCACUACUGUACCCAUCUUGUAGCAUGUAAAAAUGAGGCUUUGAAUUGGUCUUCUAACUGAAGUGUUUAGCCA